GCUACUACAAAAUGGCCGACGCUAGUAGACAGGAAAAGCUGGCUGCAGCUCGAAAAAAGCUGAAGCAGUUCCAGCAACAGAAGACCUCUGGCAAAACUCCUUCCAAUUCUCCGACAGCAUCUAAACCCAGAAGUAGUAAUAAAACCAAGAAGAACAAAAGUAAUUCAAAGAAAAAUACAGUGAACAAUGACAGCGAUCGAGCAUUGUCGCCAGAAACCACCACAUCUGCAACUACAAAUUGUACCGAGCCUCUCCAGCCACCCAUAUCAAGCGAUACAUCAAGAGAUGACAGUCUAAAUGUUUCAUCUCCAUCAAAUCCUGUACCAGAGAGGCCAAUGUCUUCGACUGAAAGCUUGCGGCAGAUCUCAAGACAAUUGAAUGGUCUCAUGUCUGAGGCAUCAUUCUUGAAUAGCAUGGAUGAUCCAGUUAUUGAUGAGGAUGCUGGUAUCAGGGAGCUUGAGUCGCGUAAUCGUGAACUAGCGUCGGCACUGGAGACUAAUGUCCAAACUAACCAACAGCUGACUCUGCAACACGAGGAACUAGAAAGAGUGGAACAUGAGAGCAAAAUGUUGAAAGAGAUAGGCGCAUUAAAGGAACAGUUGCAGGUUCACAUUCAGACCAUCGGCAUCUUGGUCUCUGAGAAAUCCGAACUACAGACGUCUCUGAAUCAUAGUCAGAUGACCCUGAAACAAAAAUUAGAUGAGGUUGAUAACCUUAGUACAAGACUACAGGCAUCACGUCAUCGUACUGCUGAACUAGAACGAGAUUUAGCAUCAAGAACGAACUCCAGUAAUCUUUAUGAAAAGACAAGUAAAGAAUUUGAAAGAUCAAGAGAUCAGCUAAAAAUGGAUGUAUAUAAUUUAAGGUAAGUUUAGACAA
Molecule: messenger RNA, 879 nt
Organism: Saccoglossus kowalevskii
Lineage: Eukaryota; Metazoa; Hemichordata; Enteropneusta; Harrimaniidae
Product: golgin subfamily A member 2-like
Biological process (GO): Golgi organization
Cellular component (GO): Golgi apparatus; Golgi cisterna membrane; cis-Golgi network
Source: RefSeq, a predicted model, not a curated record